AUGUCUCAAGUCAAACUUCAAGAGCAGCCUAACACAUUUCAGCUACUUUGCAACACACAAACGUCGUUGAAUUAUAUUGAGAGCUUUCGAAGGUAUAUUGGAAGAGAUGUCAGAGAUUUGUUUGGGAAUAAGGAUAACUUUCGGAUUCUAUUGUUGAUUAUAAAUAUCGUUGGGAUAUAUUCUACGUUUUUGAUCAGCGGGAUAUUUCAGGAACAGUUGAUCAAUUUGAAAUUUUUGAAAAGGUUUCCUAUAAUAUUGAAUCUCGUCCAGUCAACUUCUAGUUUGAUUGUAUCGUUGUUAUAUUUUUCGAUAAACAAGAAUUUCCAGGUCAAGACAAUUACGCAUGAAAUCAAGUACUUGGUCAGGCUUGACAAAUAUCGGUUAAUCAAGUUGGUUUUGGGCAUAUCGUUUUUGCAAAGCUUAAGCUCUCCAAUAUCGCAGUACUCUGUCAGGUUUGGAUUGGAUUAUUUAUCGAUUUUGCUAGCCAAGUCAUGUAAACUAAUUCCAGUGUUGAUUGUCCAUUUGAUUUUAUACAAUAAGCGGUUUCCCAAGUACAAGUAUGUGUUAUCGGUUGUGAUUACUCUUGGGGUUGUGUUGUUUUCCUUGAAUAACAAAAAGAGGGUUGGCAAUGUUAAUGUUAAAGAAGACAGCAAUGUGUACAACCAGUCGAUGGGAUACGGGUGUCUAAUGCUAUCGUUGGCGCUAGAUGGGCUAAUGAACUCGACCCAGGACCAGUUGUUCAAAAGAUACAGCAGCAGCAACGCGCCCCAAGACAAGAAAGUUUUGUUGAGUGGCACGCAUUUGAUGAUCUUUUCGAGUUUCUUCAACGUUGUUUUUUCUCUCAUCUACUGCACCGUGUUCUCAAACCAAUUGCAAGAUGUUCGGUGGUCGCUAUUAUGCUACUCGGUGCUAAACUCGGUGGGGCAGAUCUUCGUGUUUGUGGUGUUGGAGAAGUUCAGCUCGUUGGUCCUCGUCACCGUGACCGUCACGAGGAAGAUGGCGUCGAUGGUGCUCAGCGUGGUGGUGUUCAACCACCACUUGCGGCCCGCCCAGCUUGUUGGGAUGCUCCUUGUUGUGCUCGCGCUCUCGUACGAGGCCGCGCUCAAGUGUGCUCAAAAGAAACGCGGACAAACUCCCAUUUAG
Molecule: messenger RNA, 1143 nt
Organism: Ascoidea rubescens DSM 1968
Lineage: Eukaryota; Fungi; Ascomycota; Saccharomycetes; Ascoideales; Ascoideaceae
Gene: HUT1
Product: UDP-galactose transporter HUT1
Exons: 3
Coding region: 1-1143 (380 amino acids)
Biological process (GO): UDP-galactose transmembrane transport
Cellular component (GO): Golgi membrane; endoplasmic reticulum membrane
Molecular function (GO): UDP-galactose transmembrane transporter activity; UDP-glucose transmembrane transporter activity
Source: RefSeq, a predicted model, not a curated record